Molecule: messenger RNA, 1542 nt
Organism: Aureobasidium pullulans EXF-150
Lineage: Eukaryota; Fungi; Ascomycota; Dothideomycetes; Dothideales; Saccotheciaceae
Product: proline iminopeptidase
Exons: 2
Coding region: 302-1273 (323 amino acids)
Biological process (GO): proteolysis
Molecular function (GO): peptidase activity
Source: RefSeq, a predicted model, not a curated record
CCAACCUCACCUAUUACACUAUCGCCAUAUCUCCGGCAUCGGAGUUGUACAACCAUAAUGUUCUCCUUCUGCCUCACCAAACAUGCAAAACGGCUCGCUCGCUGACGACAGCUGCCGCUCUUUACCUUCUACUUCCGUCCAAGUGCUGAUCGCUGCCCUAGAGAAUGCCAAACACAAAGGUAAACUAAUGACAUCUCGACGGCCCUGACUCGUCCUUUCUUUGUGAAUAUAUAGCUAGCUUGGCACCUCUCUGUUUUCUGAUAUACCACUUUCAAUAUCAGGUUUCGAAAACUUUCAAAACAUGAACCCCUCCGCCGGUACCGCGGCACGACUGCCUAAAACUCUGCCGUCACCUUCAAGGACUGGCAAAAUCGCUUUCAAGGUCCCAGGCACCGACAUUGAUGCUGAGACAUGGUAUGCCCUGUAUGGAGAGCUCUCUGAGCAUGUCACUCCUCUCAUCUGUUUGCAUGGCGGGCCUGGAAUGGCUCACAACUACAUCCUUCCUUGUGCUCAUCUCUCAUCGGCACCUUUCUCUCGCCCAGUCAUCUUGUAUGAUCAGAUAGGUUGUGGAAACUCAACGCAUCUCCGCAAGAAGAAGGGAGACACUGACUUCUGGACUUCUGAUCUCUUCAUUGCCGAGCUGGAGAAUUUGCAAUCAUACUUCGGUAUCAAGAAAUUUGACCUCUUUGGGCAGAGCUGGGGUGGUAUGCUUGGAGCUCUCUACGCGACGAAACGACCGGCUGGAUUGUACCGUCUGAUAAUCGCAAACUCUCCAGCAAGCUUGACUACCUGGGUCGAAGUAGCGGACAAGCUACGAAAGGAACUGCCGAAGGACAUCCAGGAAACCUUGACACGAUGCGAGGAAGAGGGAAAGACUGACACCGAGGAGUACGAGACCGCUAUGAUGUCUUUCUACGAGAGGCAUGUCUGCCGUGUCGUCCCAUUCCCGGAUGAACUUGUUCAAACUCUGGACCAAGUCAAGGACGAUGAUACUGUCUACAUGACAAUGAACGGGCCUUCCGAGUUCAAUGUCAUCGGAUCUCUCAAAGGCUGGGAUAUUACACCCGAACUUCACAAAAUCAAUGUUCCUACGCUAUUGAUCAACGGAAACUACGAUGAAGCUCAAGAUAUCACCAUGGAACCUUUCUUCCGUGAGAUCCCUGGCAAGGUCAAAUGGGUCCGCUUCCCUGAGAGCAGUCACUGCCCUCAUCUGGAAGAGACUGAAGCUUUUGUCGAAGCCGUGGGCAACUUCCUGACCUCCGAGUCAUCAUAAGAUGCGCUCUUCCGACCACUGCCCUCAUUUCUUCUUCUUUUUACUUUUUGGCAUUUUUCUAUUUCUUGGCAUUUUCCAGAUCGCAGUUUCCGUAAUAUACCCCCUGAUUCACUUCUUCAGACACAUUCUCCAAUACUUAUAUGCUCCAACUGAAGGAGAUGCUCACUUUGACUGCUGCCAAAUGGCCAGCUUUGACGUCAUUGGUGCUGUCGUCAGUGUCGUAUAAGAGAAUCAGCCGAGUGCCAAUCAAUGCUUCGUUAUUUCCUCGC